Messenger RNA from Pediculus humanus corporis (human body louse), 2742 nucleotides. Its product is annotated as nucleolar protein c7c, putative. Gene Ontology annotation, biological process: response to oxidative stress. NCBI's taxonomy places the organism in Eukaryota, Metazoa, Arthropoda, Insecta, Psocodea, Pediculidae. The coding region runs from base 1 to 2742 and encodes 913 amino acids. The transcript is spliced from 13 exons. Gene Ontology annotation, cellular component: nucleus. The record is from RefSeq and is a predicted model, not a curated record.
AUGAUUAUAUUUUAUUUGUUUUCGUUAUUAUUAUUAUUAUUGUUGUUGGUUUUGUUUUCCGUACAGGUUCAAGCAUCGGACACGUUGAAUUCCGUGGCAGCGAGAUUCGACAUCACACCAUCGGAAUUAAGGAAAUUAAAUCGAUUAGCGUCAAGCCUCAUAUUUCCGGGACAAUUGAUUCACGUGCCGGACAAAAAGAAUCCAGGAGAAGGUGACGAAAACGCCGACGAAACAUUGACGUCGGUGUCAACGUCCGAAGAUGGAGAACACGAACCUCUCUCCGAGGAAAAGGAAAUCCUAGAUAAUUUAAGGCCCGUGUCACCCAAACCGGGUCACAUAGAACGUGUAAAAGCUCCGACGUCGCCGCAAUCGAGGAGACACGAAGCUAGAUUUUUGAAAAUAAACGUUCGACUUAUAACAGAUGGACAGGGUGUUGUGAGCGGAGUACUUUUGGUUACUCCAAAUACCGUCAUGUUCGAUCCAAACGUUUCGGAUCCAUUGGUCAUCGAACACGGUUCGGAAUUUUACAGUGUCAUUGCUCCCAUGGAGUUGGUUGUUAAUGCGGCUAUUUAUUAUGACAUAGCUCACAUGAAAGUAGGGCACAAGCACAAUAAGUCAGACUGUAUAAAACCGGAAAUUUAUUAUGCCGAACCGAAAAAACUUUCUCUCGAACCCCAAGGAUCACCGGGACGGGAUUCAUUGUUAGUUAAAGACGAAACAUUUCCCGAAUUAGCUCCGAGUAAAGGAAGUUCCGAUGAGGAUAACGAAAGUUUAAGUUCCUACGUGGGACGAGACGGCGAUGCUUUUCCAAAAGCUUUCGAUCGCGAUCUCGUCACUCCUACUAAUUUAAACGCAACUCCUACCAACAACCAAACAACGACACAAGAUGUGACUCUAGUCUCGCAACAAAGUUGUCCGGAAACGGGAAGUUCGAAACCUCGAACGUUGGAAGAAAGACGAACAUCUUCUCUCGAUCAUCACUGGGCAAUUCCUAAACCAAAGUCUAUUUCGGAAACUGUGAGUUUUCAAUCCGAAAGUGAAAAAAAAAUCCCCUCGUCGGAAGAAUCAGCACAAAAAGUCGAAGAAGUAACCUCUUCGUCUUCUUCUUCGUCUUCAUCAUCUUCCGAAAAACCACACAAAGAAGAAAGUUUGGAAGACAAAAGUCAAUUGACAAAACUUUCUUGUUACGACUCAGGGAUAGACAUAAGGGAUUCGGCGUCGUCAACGAAUCACCAAGAGGUACCCAUCGUGGUGACGCCGCUGAGAAGAGUGACACGUGACGCCGACAUAAUUUUUUCAUCGAAAGACGAAUGCGUUGUUUUGGUAUCAAAUCCGGAUAUGAAAAAGAAAAACAAUUCCGUUUCGUUUAGCGUCGAUUCUGAAAGUAAUAACAAUAAUAAUAAUAAUAAUAGUAAUAAUAGUAAUAGUAAUGGUAAAGAAACAGGAAAAGAGGAAAAGGAAGAUGAAAAAGUACCGGAGGGAAAAAAAAGCAAAAUGUUAAAACGACUUUCGUAUCCCCUGGCUUGGAUGGAAGGAUCACUCGUGAGCGAAUCAAAGGAUUCGGAAAAGGAUUCACUUUCUUCGUUGCCAACUUCAGCUGAUUCUCAACAUUCUUCCGUUUUUUCAAAAGUUUUUUCAAGGCGAUCUUCCGUUGGAGCUUUCAUAAGAAGUUCAAAUUCUCACGAAGAUGGAAAAGGAAAUUCUUCAAGGAGUGCGACACCUAAAUUGGAUUAUAGGAGCAUGGUAUCCGUUGAAGACAUGCCCGAAUUAUUUGUUUCAUUCGAUAAAUUAAUACUAAGACCAGCGAGACCGUGCGAAGAUCCACCCUUGUAUCUAAGACUAAGAAUGGGAAAACCCAUAAAUAAAAAAAUACCAAAAUCAACUCUCAUAAUGUCUUAUGGUAAGAAGAAAAUGAGGCCGGAGUAUUGGUUUGGUAUACCGAGGAAUAGGGUUGAUGAACUUUACAAUUUCCUACACAUUUGGGUUCCGCAUUAUUACGGAGAUCUCGAAGAUAUGGAUUUGAAAUCCCGAGGUUACGAACUCGUGGAAUCAGACACGGAACUUUGGGACGACGAAGAGACGACGCAGGGUGAAGGAGUCGGAGAAUCCGGUGACAACGAUGAUCUCACGGAUUUGACGAGAGAAUCGUGGGAGGUACUGUCUAUGAGCGAAGAAUUACGUAGAGCAUUAUACGCAUCAUCGGUUGGAAGUCUCGAUUUGGAAACGUACGUUCCGGAUCUCGUGGGUUCGACGGAAAUACUAACGGAAGAACACCGGAAACAACUUUGCAGACAUUUGCCGGCAAGAGCGGAAGGAUACCUAUGGACUCUUGUUUUCAGCACGUCUCAACAUGGAUUUUCACUCAAUUCCCUCUAUAGGAAAAUGACGAGAAUCGAAAGUCCGAUAUUGCUCGUCAUACAAGACACUGAUAAUAACGUUUUCGGAGCUUUGACUUCCUGUUCUCUCAAGGUGAGCGAUCAUUUUUACGGAACCGGAGAAUCUCUUCUAUUCAGGUUCAAUCCAGAGUUUAGUGCCUAUCAGUGGACGGGUGAUAACAUGUAUUUCAUAAAGGGAAACAACGAAUCGUUGGCCAUAGGUGCCGGAGACGGUAAAUUCGGUCUUUGGCUGGAUGGUGAUUUAAAUUUGGGACGUUCGGAAAAGUGCACGACCUACGGUAACCCCCCGCUGUCAUCCAAAGAAGACUUUGUCGUCAAAACUCUGGAAUGUUGGGCGUUUAUAUAA